Messenger RNA from Lithohypha guttulata, 747 nucleotides. RefSeq lists its product as uncharacterized. Gene Ontology annotation, cellular component: preribosome, large subunit precursor; nucleolus. Lineage: Eukaryota; Fungi; Ascomycota; Eurotiomycetes; Chaetothyriales; Trichomeriaceae. Gene Ontology annotation, biological process: ribosomal large subunit export from nucleus. The transcript has 2 exons. The coding region runs from base 1 to 747 and encodes 248 amino acids. The record is from RefSeq and is a predicted model, not a curated record.
AUGGCUAAAGUAGCAAAGCCGAAGAGGGAGCCACUGACCAAUCCACGUUCCAGAGCAGCCAGACGAGCGACUUCACCAUCCAUUAAUACAGACAAGUCACUGAAGGAAGCACCGCGCGCUGCGGAAACCACCCCUAUACUAGCUGCAUACAAGGGAGCAGGUAUACACAAGAAGGCCAAGAAGAAGCAAUUGUCCCAUGCUCAGCGGCAGCGGCAGGAAAAAGUUCUACAAAAGGCCGAAGCCGUGCACGAUAUACUUGAGUCAAAACGUGCAGAUGCGUCGUCAAGACUGAAGAGACGGCAAGGAAGACGAGCGCUAUGGGACGACAUCAACGAUACGAGUACUGAAGAGGUUCGAAAGGCCAUCAAGGCGCCUGGCCGUUUCGAUACGCUGGACGACGGAGAAGAUGCAGUCAAGGACGAUAUCCAGCCCUUCCACGGCGAGACUGAGAUCAAGGUCAUUGCUGGAGUACAGGUACCUACGUUUGCUACCGGGCAGAGUAUGAGCCUGACCAUGGGCCCAACCCUAUUCGCGAGUUCCAAGAAGCCUGGCACAUUUGGUACGGCCCCCAAACCUGAAAACACAAACGGUACAGCGGCGGCUGGACCGGCGCCCACGAACGAAGCUGCCGCAGAUGCCACAUUAGUCGCAACGUCAGAAAAACCAAUCACUGCAAUUCCAGUCUCAGCAGAUGCGGUCCAAUCGAGCGACGCGAACCCACAAGAAGCAGUUGAUGAGAUCACUUGA